UUAUUCCCAUCCUCAUAUCAUCUGAGAACUUCAUCAACAAAACAUCAAAACAAUUUUCGAGAAUAUUCAAAGAAAAAGCGAAGGAACCAAAGAAUUAAACAUGAUGAGCUUGAGGAUUGUUGCUAGAAAUGCUGUAAAGUUCAGAAAUGGAAUCACGACAGUCGGUAAAAAGUGGAAUUAUCGAGCACCAUCAUCAAUUACCCCAGCCCUAACAUCCCGCCUGUACCACUCAAUCAUCAGAGAAUCAGAAAAGGUCAAAGGAGCUCCAGAAAAUCACGAAUUUAAGGCUGAAACUCGAAUGCUACUCGACAUUGUCGCCAAAUCCCUUUACUCAGAAAAUGAAGUUUUUGUUCGUGAGCUGAUCUCUAAUGCCAGCGAUGCCAUUGAGAAGUUCCGAUACAUAUCAAGCACAAAUCCAGACAAUGUCACUGGAUUAGAUCGAAAACUUGAGAUUCAUAUAGAAACUAAUAAGCAGAACAGAACAUUGAUUAUUCAAGACACUGGAGUUGGUAUGACUAAGGAUGAAAUGAUUGAUGCUCUUGGAACUAUUGCUAGGUCUGGAUCGAAGAACUUCUUAAAGCAAAUUGAAGAUUCACAACAAGGUGCUGCAGCUAAUAUUAUUGGACAGUUUGGUGUUGGAUUCUAUUCAGCAUUUAUGUGUGCUACAAAGGUUGAUGUCUAUUCAAGAGGAUCACAUCCUGAUGAUGUUGGCUACAUGUGGACCAGUGAUGGAACCGGUUCCUUUGAAAUCCAAGAAUGUGAGGAUGUUGCAGUCGGAACUAAAAUUGUCAUUCACCUCAAAGCUGAAUGCCGUGAAUAUGCAGAAGAGGAUAGGAUUCGUGAUGUCAUCAAGAAAUACAGCAACUUUGUCGGUUCCCCAAUUUACCUAAAUGGCAAUCAAAUGAACUUAGUUCAACCAUUGUGGCUUAUGGAACCAAAAGAAGUCACAGAUGAUCAGCACACAGAGUUCUUUAGAUACAUUGGAAAUUCAUUUGAUAUCCCAAGAUACAAGCUUCAUUUCAAGACUGACGUUCCAUUGUCAUUGAGGACUGUCCUUUAUUUCCCAGAAGGCAAGCCAGGACUCUUUGAAAUGUCACGUGAUUCAGACACUGGAAUUGCACUUUAUACCAGAAAGAUUUUAAUUCAAUCCAAAACAGACUUGAUGCUUCCAAAAUGGCUGAGAUUUAUUAAAGGAGUUGUUGACAGUGAGGACAUUCCAUUAAAUCUUAGUCGUGAGCUUCUUCAGAACAGCAACUUAAUCAGAAGACUCAGAAAUGUCCUCACAUCUAAAGUUCUCAAGUUCCUGUAUGACAAAUCAGUCAAAGAUCCAGAAAGCUACGAAAAAUUCUACAAAGACUACGGCUUGUUCCUUAAAGAAGGUAUUGUAACAACACAGGAACAGCCACAAAAAGAAGAAAUUGCCAAACUCUUAAGAUUCGAGACUAACAAGAAUGACGAUGGCAGCAGAAUUGGAAUUGAGGAAUACAUUAAGCAACUUAAGGAGGAUCAAAAGGAAAUUUAUUAUUUAGCAGCUCCAUCAAGAGCUUUAGCACUUAACUCACCGUACUUUGAGAGUUUGCAGAAGCGAGACUAUCCAGUUUUGUUCUGUUAUGAGCCAUAUGAUGAGCUUGUGUUGAUGCAGUUGAUUAGUUAUAUUGUGUUGAUGCAGUUGAUUAGUUAUAAGGGUCACAGCCUCGUCAGUGUUGAGAAAGAGAUGCGCAGAGCAACAUCUACUGAGGAAGUUGACCAAUUCUUUCAGGAACAUGCCAGUGAUACCCUCUCACAACGUGAUACAGACGAUCUUGUAAGAUUCUUGAAGACAGAACUCGGAAAUAAGGUCGCAAAUGUUAAAUACACAAGUAAACUUGAUCAUCAUCCAUGUAUUGUGACUGUAGAGGAUAUGGCAGCAGCUAGGCAUUUUAUUAAAACACAAAGUCAUCAAUUGACUGAAGAUAAUCGUUAUGCAUUGUUGCAGUCGCAUUUGGAAAUUAAUCCUAGACAUCCAAUUAUCAAGAAGCUUCAUAAAUUGACCACAACUGAUGAGAAGCUUGCAUCACUUUUAGCACAGCAGUUAUUCUCUAAUGCCAUGACAGUUGCUGGACUUGUUGAUGAUCCACGCCUGCUGUUGACACAAAUGAACGAGCUUUUGGUCAAAGUAUUGGAAAAAUUCUAAAAAAGUUAAUUUUCAAAUCAAAAAAAUGUUAUGUGCUUUAAGGUCUGUAAAUAAGGAAUAGUCAGAAUUUAAAUUUCAAUAAAAUUAACAGAAUUAAACAAUUUAAA
Chironomus riparius is the source of this 2280-nucleotide messenger RNA. The record is from the annotation of a GenBank genome assembly. Lineage: Eukaryota; Metazoa; Arthropoda; Insecta; Diptera; Chironomidae.